Octodon degus (degu) is the source of this 2540-nucleotide messenger RNA. RefSeq names its product NOP2/Sun RNA methyltransferase family member 3 (gene Nsun3). The coding region runs from base 58 to 1080 and encodes 340 amino acids. Gene Ontology annotation, biological process: rRNA methylation. Lineage: Eukaryota; Metazoa; Chordata; Mammalia; Rodentia; Octodontidae. Gene Ontology annotation, molecular function: methyltransferase activity. Gene Ontology annotation, cellular component: mitochondrial large ribosomal subunit. The transcript has 6 exons. The record is from RefSeq and is a predicted model, not a curated record.
UGUAGGCGCUCGUGCUCAGUCGCGUAGGACGUUUGUGUAGGCGCUCGCGGCAGGACAAUGCUGACUCGGCUGAAAGCAAAAUCGGAAGGGAAGCUUGCAAAACAGAUUUGCAGAGUUGUGUUGGAUCAUUUUGACAAAGCGUAUUCCAAAGAACUUGGAGAUUCCUGGAAUACAGUCAGGGAUAUAUUGACAUCUCCAUCACUGUGGCAGCAUGCUGUCCUCCUCAACAGAUUCAAUUGUCCUUCUGAACUGGAAAGGGAUUUACAUUUGAAGGGCUAUCACAGACUUUUUCAAGGGUCUUUACCCUGUUCUCCUCAGUCCAUGAAAUGUUACCUCAGCGGAACGCCACACCGGCUGCCUUCAGAAAGGCACCGAGCUGGAAACCUGAAGCAGUACUACCUCCUGAACGCUGCCUCGCUCCUCCCAGUGCUGGCUGCGGACCUGCAGGAUGGCGAGAGGGCUCUGGACCUGUGUGCAGCUCCCGGAGGCAAGUCAGUGGCGCUGCUGCAGUGCGCCUGGCCAGGUUAUCUUCACUGUAAUGAAUACGAUAGUCUGAGACUGAGAUGGCUGAGGCAGACAUUAGAAUCUUUCAUCCCACAGCCUCUGAGAAAUAUAAUUACAGUAUCUGAAUUGGAUGGCAGAGAAAUGGGUGACGCUCGACCUGAAACAUUUGACAAGGUGUUAGUCGAUGCUCCGUGUUCAAAUGAUCGCAGUUGGUUGUUCUCCUCCGAUUCACAGAAGGCAGCCUGUAGAAUACGUCAAAGAAGAAACUUACCUGUUCUACAGGUAGAACUCUUAAGGUCUGCGAUCAAAGCCCUGCGUCCUGGAGGCUUACUUGUGUACUCUACAUGCACUCUUUCUAAGGCAGAAAACCAGGACGUGAUCAGUGAAGUGCUGAACUCCGACAGUAGCGUGGUGCCUGUGGACCUUCAGGGCAUCGCGGAACUUUGCUCGCCAGACUUCACAUUUGCUCCCGCGGGCCCCGAGCCUGGGCUCUUGGUGAUUCCAGAUCAGGGCAGAGCCUGGGGCCCGAUGUAUGUAGCUAAACUGAGGAAACUGCAGAGAUGUGCCGAGUGGUGACUUGAGUUUUGGAAACCAUGGUGGUGUAUUACUGUGUUUUUUCUGAGUUCUCUGCUGAUUAAUGUUUAAUUAUGCAGUCACUUUCCCAGGAUCUAUUUGCAGUCCUAUUAAGUCAGUACUUUAGCAUCUCAGAACAUAGGCUUAAGAAUUUUUUCAGGUGUUUAUUUUCUUAGAGAUACAUCUGUAGCAAUGAUUUAGGGUGGUACAGAUGGUAUUUGUACUGUGUAAUAAAUCUGGUGUCUUUUACUUGGUAUUUUAUAGUUAAAUUAAUCAGAAUGCAUGGCUUUGUGCAUAAAAUGUUUACAACUACAUUCUACCCAUGGUUCUUUCCGUGGUGCUUUUAACUCUUUAACGAUGCACCUUGCCAGCACGCUUCCUAUUUUACUCCUAAUCAGAGGUACAGAUUUUCUUUGUAAGAAGUGAUUGUUAUUCUGAGGCUAACUUCUUAAGCAGCACACUUUGUAGUUCUAGCAAAUUAGGUUUCUUAUUUGCAAGGUUGUUUUCUGUUAAGAACUAACUUCUGUUUACUGCAAAGGUCAGUGACUCUAUUGACACCAGGUUUAUUUUCCUAAUUUUGUUUUGUAUUCACGAAUACUAAUUGAAAGGGUAAAUUAUGUUGAAAAGGCUUUGGAACAGCAGAUUCACAUGCACACAUUUGACUUUCAGCUUUCAGCUUGUAUAAUAAUGGAGUCUGUCCAGCAGGCUGUAAAGCAAGUACUUGAAGCAAAACCAGAAUGAUUAAUAACUUCAAUAACUGAACUAUAUUUGGAGAGUUUUGUUACAUAAUUGCAGUCAUAAUGAGCACUACAGAAUCUGAUUAUCUUACAGUUGCAAUCUGGAGGGGCUUUUUAUUUCAUCCUGUGAUAAAAUGUUAUAUGAGAGCGUGAUGUCAUGUAUUAAUGCACAAGACGGAAAUGCCCAACCUGAGAGGGUGGCGCUGUUCCACAGCCAGUACCGUUGCCUAGCCGGCUCUUCUGUUUCUGUGUCCUGGAGCACUGAGUGUGCAUCUUACGUGUAUUUAAGAUUUAGCUUCAUUUUGGAGCAUGUAUUUUCUCCAACUGCCUGUCUUGAGUCCUACCAUAUUUUCUCAGCUAAUAAGGAAAAUCAUGCAGCAUAAUUCAAUGUAAAUUUGAAAAUUAGCUUUUUAAAAUACUUUUUGAUUAUAGAAGUACAAACUGUUGAUGAAGUUGAAUAUUUCUUUGUCAUUUUAUUGUGUUCAUUUAAACUAGAGCUUAUUUGCUAGUUAACUGUUUUGUGUUCUGCGAGUUUAUGUGAUCAGAUUUAAAUAACUGGGAAGUCCAAAGAGAAUUUUUUUUAUGUACCUUCAUUCUGUUAGCAACUUUUCUGUAUGUCUAACCAAUGUAUUUAAGUAAAGCUAGAUUUCUUUCUGACCCAUUCAAAUAUUUUGGGUUACAGAAGAUUAAUGACGAUAGAAAAGGUUUUUGUUUUAAAUUACUAUU